Messenger RNA from Plectropomus leopardus (leopard coralgrouper), 1022 nucleotides. Its product is annotated as T-cell acute lymphocytic leukemia protein 1 homolog. Gene Ontology annotation, molecular function: RNA polymerase II cis-regulatory region sequence-specific DNA binding; protein dimerization activity; DNA-binding transcription factor activity, RNA polymerase II-specific. Gene Ontology annotation, biological process: regulation of transcription by RNA polymerase II. The record is from RefSeq and is a predicted model, not a curated record. NCBI's taxonomy places the organism in Eukaryota, Metazoa, Chordata, Actinopteri, Perciformes, Serranidae.
AUGCUGCACGAGAGAGACAUGCUGCACGAGGCCGCGCUUCACCUCAGCUCCUCCGACAGCAGUCCGGCUGGACUCAUCGCGAUGACACAAAGUUGGUCUCCACAGCAGAUGGACUUCGAUUGUGGCCCCCGUGGGGCCCGCCGGGUCUCCACCAACAGUCGGGAGCGUUGGCGUCAGCAGAACGUUAACGGAGCGUUCACGGAGCUGCGGCGUCUCCUCCCCACGCACCCCCCCAACAGGAAGCUCAGCAAGAACCAGAUCCUGCGCCUCGCCCUCAGGUACAUCCACCUCCUGCAGCAGGUCCUCACGGAGCAGGAGCUCAGGGCGGCCCCCCGGGGGGCCCCCAGGGGCCGGGCCGGGAGCCUGGAGGAGGAGCCGCAGGAGGAGGAGCCGCAGGAGGAGGAGCCGCAGGAGGAGGAGCCGCAGGAGCCAAACUGUGAGAGCUCAGGGGACGGAGAUUUUGACGGUCUGCAGCUCCUCCACCUGCAGACCAGAUACUGCUGAGUCCAGACCAGCAGCACCAGUCCAGACCAGCAGGAGGCGCUGGACCAGGACUCUGUAUUGAUGUUAAAGAUGACGUUUGUUGCUGCAGAGCGUUCCUCUGAGACGUUGUUCUUAUUUUACGUGUGAUAUUCACAUGAAUCUGUUUCAGAGUUAAUGAAUUCGUAGACGCGUGAUGAGUUUGAUUUUCUGUCAGAGAAGAAGAAGAAGACGGCGUUCUGCGUCUCAGCAGAAAAAAAUCAGUAACCAGAUUCAGUUUCUUUCAUGUUGAAGGAACUUUUGGUGAUUUUAUCGUUUAAUUGGUCGAUUGUUUUCAUCUGUGAUGCAAAAUAUUAAAAAUAUUAAAGUAAUUUCACACUGACGUACGCUGCAGUCUUUUAUUCUGAAAAUGUGUAUUAAUACGUGUAUUAUAGAAUCAUAUAUAGGAGCUGAAUGUUUACAGUCAUUUAGGGACUGUUUGUUAUUUAUGGGGAGGGGUAUUUUUUAACCCUUUGGAGGGACUGAGGGUUUUAUUUUGGCUU